Molecule: messenger RNA, 610 nt
Organism: Symbiodinium sp. CCMP2456
Lineage: Eukaryota; Dinophyceae; Suessiales; Symbiodiniaceae
Source: the annotation of a GenBank genome assembly
GUCUCCUCCGGAUUGGGAAGCUGGUGCGGGCCUUCCGCAUGGUGACCAUGUCAAGCGUGCUGAACUCGUUGCAACUCUUGAUCAAGUGCCUGGUCGCCAGCAGGGAUAUGCUCCUGUGGAGCUUCUGUCUGCUCACGUUCGUGCAGUGCGUGGCCGGUUUGGUCCUCGCGACCCUCUGCCGCGACUUCAUCGAGGAGGAGUCCAAUGACCCCGAGGUCCGCGGCGAGGUCUUCCGGUACUACGGGACCUUCACCCGGACCAUUCUAUCCAUGUUCGAGAUCAUGUUCGCAAAUUGGGGGCCCCCAUGUCGCGUGCUCGUCGAGAACGUGAGCGAGUGGUUCUCCAUUUUCUUUCUAUCGUACCGAUGUGUCUUGGGCUUCGCGGUACUCAAUGUGGUGAACGCCGUUUUUGUACAGCAGACCAUGAAGACUGCAAGCUCGGACGAAGAGCUGGCGUUUCGGCAGAAAGAGAAAGACAUAGCCCUGUACAAUCGAAAAGUGAAGAAGCUCUUUAAGACGAUCGACUCGUCCGGGGACGGCGCGAUCAACCUCGAGGAGUUUUCCAAGCUCGUGAAGUCGCCAAAGCUCCAGUUCUGGAUGAGUCAGCUGGA